CAACCGUGCUCUUGGCUCCAACACAUUUCGGUCCCCACACAUUUCGGCGUGCACUGCUGGCGGUGCGCAUUGUUUUUACUCAGUUUUUAUUCUAAAAUUGUUGAAUCGGAAAUGUAAGAAUUAGCAUUUUAGUACUGAUUACUAAGACCGGAAUUGUGUUAUACAACACUGCUUAAACGAUCGCCGGCAUCCGAAUCCGAAUUCGGUUAAUGGUUUCAAGUUGUUAACACGCACAGUGCCUUAAAAGUGUUCUGACAUUAUUGUUAGUACGUGCAAAGUUCAGCUAAGCAUACGCUCCAUAAAUAUGGCCAGCAAAAGUCACCAGGCGGAGGCCCAGCAGUUGUACCCCCAACCAACAAGAGUGGAACUGCUAGCAGUUCAAACGGAAAGCAACCAGAAACCAAAAUGGACCUAUCUCUUGUUACUGGUGUCCCUGGCAACGACAUUUGGCGGAGCAGUGUCGACGGGCUACUGCAUAGGCGUUAUCAACGCCCCCUCCAAGCUGAUGAAGGUCUGGUGCAAUCAGACCCUGCACGACACCUAUGGCAGCAACCUGAGCGAGAGCGGCUUGGAUCUGUUGUGGUCGUGCGUGGUUUCUGUGUUCCUGGUCGGUGGCGCCAUCGGCUCGCUGGGCGGUGCCGGAGCAGCCAAUAAGUUUGGCCGGAAAGCAUGUUUCCUCAUUUGUGGCGCCUUGUUCACCAUUGGAGCCGUGCUCUUCUUUUUCUGCCGCGCCGCAGGCUCAGUGGAGAUGCUGAUCAUUGGCCGUUUCAUCGUGGGCCUGGCCUCUGGCCUCGUCACCGCCACCCUGCCCAUGUACCUGUCCGAAGUGGCUCCCAUGGCGCUGCGUGGUACUCUGGGUGUGUUCUGUGCCGUUGGCGUCACAGGUGGAGUGGUCGUGGGUCAAGUGUGCAGUCUAGGCGAUGCCUUUGGAACUGAGGAUCUCUGGCACUAUGCUCUGACCGCGUACAUGGGUCUCAUCCUGAUUUGCUAUCUGCCAUCGUACCUGUAUCCCGAGAGCCCGAAAUUCUUGUACAUCGUCAAGGGUAACCAUGCGGCGGCCAGGCGGGAGCUGCAGCGCCUGAGGGGUGAGAAUUCCGAGGACUUGAUUGCCCAGGAGAUUGCCGAGAUGGAGGCGGAGGCCAAUGCCAAAGUGCAGACGAGCAGCUUCUGCGAUGUUCUUCGCGAUCCGCGUCUGACUCUUCCUCUGAUCAUUGUCUGCUGCUUCCAUGGAGGUCAGCAGCUCUCAGGAAUCAAUGCGAUAUUCUACUACUCGGUGUCCAUCUUCGAGAAGGCUGGUCUGUCCACAGUGAACGCCCAAUGGGCUAAUUUGGGUGCUGGUUGCCUGAACUUGUGCAUCUCCUUGUUGGGACCCUGGCUAAUGGCUUAUUGCAAGAGACGCACCCUGAUGAUGUUCUCCUGCGCCCUCUGCUCUGUCUUCCUGUUCACCAUCGCCUUUGUAUUGUACUAUAUUGACUUUGUCAGCUGGUUCGCCAUUGCCUGCAUCUUCUGCAUCAUGGGCUACAUAUUCUUCUACCAGUUCGGGCUGGGCCCCAUCCCCUACUUUAUUGGAGCAGAACUUUUCGAAGUGGCCCCCCGCUCCGUGGCCAUGUCGAUGGGCAGUCUGUCCUCGUGGACGUGCAAUUUCAUAAUUGGCAUCUCGUUCCCCAGCCUGCAGAACGCCUGGGGCGCCUUUGUCUUCCUGCCAUUCUCCAUUACCUGUGUGCUGCUCUGCCUGCUAACGAAAUUCUAUCUGCCGGAAACCCACGGACGAGAUCCGUCCGAGGUGGCGCCCCUCGUAUCGAAGGGCUUCCGCUCGAAGGUCAAAUAGGACCUGGGCUCCUCUUACAAUUAGAUUUAAGUAAUUGCCAAUGUGAGGCGGGCAUCUUACCUCGUCCAAAAGUGUGCCUUUCUCGACAAUAAGCCGAGGGCAAGUUGUAAUUUCUUUUUUAGUUUGUAAGUGCUUUUUGUAUAAAUCCAAUAAAUGAUAAAAUGAAAGUAUUUUUAAGGCGGGACACCCUGUAAGAGAGCUUUGAGAACUCUGUUCUAUUAUCACGCCUGCACAAGUUCAAUUAAAAAGCCUUUUGGGGG
Molecule: messenger RNA, 2088 nt
Organism: Drosophila bipectinata
Lineage: Eukaryota; Metazoa; Arthropoda; Insecta; Diptera; Drosophilidae
Gene: sut1
Product: sugar transporter 1
Biological process (GO): monosaccharide transmembrane transport
Cellular component (GO): membrane
Molecular function (GO): hexose transmembrane transporter activity
Source: RefSeq, a predicted model, not a curated record